UCGCGGCAUUCUCUCGCGGUUGGAGGCGGCUUAGUGUUGCGCAGCGCUCGGCGGCGGAGGGUCGGGGUUUUUGUUUUCUUCCUGUGGGCUGACUAGCGCGAGAGGGAGCCCUUGCCCGUUGCCAUGGCGACCGGGCGGCCUUUCCAGCUGGUGGUCUUUGGAGCCUCGGGCUUUACGGGGCAAUAUGUGGUCCAGGAGGUUGCACGGGUGGCCGCCGAGGAUGAACUGCGCGGCUCGCUGUCAUGGGCCGUGGCGGGCAGGGACCGGCAGAAGCUGCAGGCAGUGCUCGACAAAGCGGUCGCGAAGCUGGGGAAGACAGAACUGAAAUCAGAAGUUGGCAUAAUACUGUGUGAUGUCAGUGAUCCAACCUCCCUUGCUAAUAUGGCUAAACAAACAUCUAUUGUUCUGAGCUGUGUAGGCCCAUACAGAUUUUUUGGAGAACCUGUGGUAAAGGCUUGUAUUGAGAAUGGUGCAAGCUUUAUCGACAUCUCUGGAGAACCCCAGUUUCUAGAAGGAAUGUAUCUGAAUUAUAAUGACAAAGCUGCAGAAAAAGGAGUUUAUAUUAUUGGAAGCUGUGGUUUUGACUCUAUUCCAGCAGAUAUGGGAGUAUUGUACACCAGAGAUAAUCUGAAGGGUACCUUAACAGCAGUUGAAAGUUUUCUGACUAUAAAAUCAGGACCAGAGGGUUCUUCUAUUCACGACGGGACCUGGAAAUCAGCUAUAUAUGGCCUUGCUGAUCAAGAUAAUCUGAAGAAAAUUCGACGGCAAAUAGGACAUAAACCACUUCCGGUGACUGGAGCAAAACUUAAGAAAAGAGGUGCAGUAUUUUAUAGUGAUGAACUCAAACAGUAUUCCAUUCCAUUCAUGGGAUCAGAUGUUUCUGUAGUAAAACGUACUCAGCGCUAUUUGCACUCACAACAAGAAAUUCCUGUGCAGUAUGCUGCCUACACCACUGUUGGUGGGAUUGGAUCUGUUAUCAAGUUAAUGUUUGCUGGCCUUUUAUUUUUAAUGCUUGUGAAGUUCAACUUUGGAAGAAAGCUCUUGAUAAAAUAUCCUGAAUUUUUUUCUGGAGGUUAUUUUACAAAGAAAGGGCCGACGGAGAAACAGAUGGAAGAAUCAUCCUUUGAAAUGACAUUUUUUGGUGAGGGAUACAGCACAGGCCAAGAUCCACAGCAAGGGAAACCAAAUGUUAAGAUAUGUACCCAAGUAAAAGGACCAGAGGCUGGUUAUGUUGCUACACCUAUAGCAAUGGUUCAGGCAGCUGUGGCACUUCUGAUGGACAAGAGUUCUCUUCCAAAAAAAGGAGGGGUCUAUACUCCUGGGGCUGCAUUCGCUAAAACAAAACUUAUUGACCGACUGAACAAACAUGGAAUUGAAUUUUCCGUUAUUAGCAAGCCUGAAGUCUGAAGAAACAUUCUGAAGAGACAGCGUGACCAGCAAACCUUUGUGUGGUACUUGUAUACCAAAAAUUAUCAAAUUAAGAAGGGUUGCUAAGUUUAAUAAAAUACUUACUUUUUAAAUAUAUAAUGUGAAUAUCUGUUCUACACUGCUGCUUGAAAUGGUUGAGAGGAAGACAAAUUGGACAUUGGAAAUGUGUAUUAGGAAAUAUUUUAGUGCAGCAGUAGAUAAACUAAUGAAAAGAUAACUAUAUCAAUUAAUUCUGCUAAACCUGUAGUGUCUUUUUAGAAACAAAGGCUUUAUGUUAAAUUCAUCAAACAUACUUUUCAGUAGAAAGCAAAUUCUAUCAAUAUUAAUUUGUAAUCUGUUCAAGUAUUUUUAAAGUAGCAACUAUGAAAGAAGCACUAAUUUUUUUUGUUUGGAGUUCUGAAACUUGUUGUUGAUUAUAAUAUAAAAUCUAUGCCUUAACAGAUCAGAUAUUAGAGACACAAACUGUUUCUGAAAAUGAGUAAUACCCUGAAGAAGGAGAAGGCUGACUAAGUGUCCCUUUAAUUUUGAUUCAGGUUGCUGAAUAUUUCUUCACAGAUAGGCCUCUGGCCAGCUUUUGCUAGCCGUAAUUAAGACUGUAGUUUAUUUUUAACUGGAACUAAGCCCCAUUGAUUGCUAAGUGUUAUUGUCCAGUUGUAUGUGUGUUUAGUUAAACAAGCCUUUUUUGAUACCAAGAAAAAGAAACUAGUUAUGCUUAACUGCCUGGUAGUCUUUUUGCUGUAGCCUGAUUUGGCCCACAAUGUUUUUUCUACACUGCAGAAUGUUAGUGGGAGAAGGCGUCUGUCCUGUUUAAUAGUAUCUUUAUAAACUUAAAUUCUUGUGGCAAAAUAAACAUAACUGAGCAACUGAUAUUAUGGACAUAAACCCAAUGCAGGGGAAAACAGUGAUGUUCUAAUGUAAUGGUACUAACGUGUAAGGACUUCUAGUUGCUGUUUCUCCCCCCCCCCCUUACUGAUAUAAUAAAAAAGGGUGGCAGUUUUAUUUGGUGUGUGUAUCAUUGCUACAGAUUGCUGUAUUAAAAUCCAGCUAUUAUAUCUAGAAUAAUACUGUAUGCAUAGAAUAAAUUAUGCUGUUGUA
Pogona vitticeps (central bearded dragon) is the source of this 2523-nucleotide messenger RNA. RefSeq names its product saccharopine dehydrogenase (putative) (gene SCCPDH). Gene Ontology annotation, cellular component: mitochondrion; lipid droplet; plasma membrane. NCBI's taxonomy places the organism in Eukaryota, Metazoa, Chordata, Lepidosauria, Squamata, Agamidae. The record is from RefSeq and is a predicted model, not a curated record. Gene Ontology annotation, biological process: glycolipid biosynthetic process.